Messenger RNA from Psylliodes chrysocephalus, 1754 nucleotides. NCBI's taxonomy places the organism in Eukaryota, Metazoa, Arthropoda, Insecta, Coleoptera, Chrysomelidae. The record is from the annotation of a GenBank genome assembly.
AUGAAUUGUACCGAUUACUCAUCGGGUCGCCUCAAGAAUGUAAACAAUCUGGAAUCCCCAUCCUGCAUCUGCGCAUUUAUCAGACUCAUCGCAUCGUCUCUUCACUUGGAUCAACUUCGAUUUGCUUUGCUUCUGUCAGACUGCGUAGUGGUCGGGGCGGUGAGUGUUUGUGCAGUGGCGGUCGCGAUGCGUGAUUUGGCCUCAAAAAUGGCUGAAUUAAAAUUUGAAGCACCCCUAGCCCAAUUCGAGGAAUCCGACGAAUGGGGCUCUACGGAGUUCCAAACGGCUAACUUUAAAAACGAGGAGAACUUGAACAACAUAAAUAACAAGAAAAAGCAGGACAUAAACGACGUCCUAAAUGAUUUUAAUGAGGAUAUACUCAACAAUUCGAUACCCAAAAACGUGCCCGCUAAAACCCUGAUUUUGAAGAAUGGGGAAACGCAAUCGGUGGCUGAUAAUUUUACUGAAACGUUUUCUGGUUCGUUGGAGGAUUUAGUGAAUACUUUUGAUGAAAAAAUCACGAAAUGUUUCGGGAAUUACGAGGAGUCUGUAGAAAAAUUGGCACCUGUUCAAGUCAGAACUCAGGAGGAAAUAAUGAAUGAAUGCCAAAUGUGGUGGACGUUGACUGGAAACUUCGGUAAUAUUCUUCCAAUAGAUUGGUCCAAAUCGUACGCCCGGAAAUUACAAAUUAACGCUCUAAAUUUAGACCAGGAACCCCAAACACCUGAAGACGAUCUUGAUUUAAGUUCGGAAGAUGAAGCUGUUGCUAGCGAUCUGGACAUGCACGCCCUAAUCCUCGGAGGUAUUAACCAUGAAUCGGAUGAACCUCUAAAGACAGCCGACGAAGUUAUCAGGGAAAUCGACGAUAUGAUGCAGGAUCAGGAUUUGUGUUCUAUGGACGGCAACCCCGAAUCCAGAGAACACCUUCUGGAGAAUAAUGAGGUCAUGGAGAAAGCCAAGGAGGUGCUCAGUUCUCCCCUCUAUGAGGACAAAUUGCGCGAUUUGAGUCUAUCCCAGCUAAACGAGCUCUUCCUCGAAUUGGAAGUGCUCAUCAGAGAAUUCUCCGAAACGUUAAUCUCCGAACUGGCCCUCAGAGAUGAACUGGAAUACGAGAAAGAAUUAAAAAAUACGUUUAUCUCUCUUUUAUUAGCUGUACAAAACAGGCGAAGACAGUACCACGUCGAAAAGAAACGCUCGGCUAAACAUUCUUCCAAUAAAAUUCUAAACGGUAUGGAUCCCAAAUAUUUGACUACAGUAAUUCCUUAUCAUAUAGGAAACGGGCCUCCAGAUAAUCAAAGUCUCCAGGUUCUUAUUAAAAUACUCAAAGCCAUUAAUGAAGAUAGUCCAACAGUGCCCACCUUGUUGACAGAUUAUAUAUUAAAAGUAAUCUGCCCGACAUAAACGACACUUAGCCAAUAGCUACUCGUUAUUUAGUAUAAAGAAGCUUUCGACUGCUACAGCACACUACUACUACUACUACAAUAAGUACGGAAACAUUUUAUUUUUACUAUUAAAUACUUGUAUCUUUGGGAAGAAGCAGACAAACUGCUUUCACUUCAUACCUCACACAAUUAGUAGGUGAAUUUCUUUUUUCUCUCUGCAGCUUUUUUGCUAGUAUUUUUGGGAUAAAGCCAAAAUGUUAGCUGUAAUAUUGUCACUUUUAGUUAGCACUUUUAAAUAGGGUUGCCAACAUCGUUAUUUACUCCCACAUAAAAUAAAUUUUAUUAAAACGAAUCCCACAUAAAAUCAAUCCC